AUGGGUGCGAGCAGUGACUCCAGCCCUACACGCCACGCAGAUUCCGUCGCAAUUCUCGACCCCGAGAAGCAUGCCGCGACGGAGCGCGACCAUGGUACCAACAUCGUCACUGAAGAAGACCUCGACUCCCUGCCGACCAUCGAUCAUGCCGCUGAACGACACUUGAUCCGCAAACUCGACUGCUAUAUCGUUCCGCCAACCAUGCUACUCUACCUCGUCUCCUUUCUGGACAGAGUCAACAUCGGCAAUGCGCGGCUGUAUCACAUGGAAGAAGACUUAGGACUUCACGGGUCACAGUAUCAAACAGCUGUGAGCCUGUUGUUCGUGACAUAUAUCCUCUGCGAGACUCCGAGCAAUCUCGUUAUCAAGAGGCUUAGGCCAAGUCGGUGGAUUGCGUUCAUUGCCUUUGCAUGGGGCGUUGUUGCUACUUUGACAGGCGUCGUCCAGAAUUACGGAGGGCUUAUCGCUUGCCGCUUGCUCAUGGGCGCUCUGGAGGCAGGACUUUUCCCAGGUAUGACAAUAUAUCUCACCUUGUUCUACACCAAAAAGGAGAUCGCGCUCAGAGUCGGCUAUCUGUUUGUCUCGGCCGCCUUGGCUGGAAGUGUAGGUGGCCUACUGGCCUACGGAAUCGGCUUCAUGGACGGCGUGGCAGGCCAGUCUGGGUGGAGAUGGAUCAUGAUUAUAGAGGGCCUUCCCAGCGUCGUGUUGGGAAUUAUUGUCUAUUUCUGGCUUGCCGACGCCCCAGAGACGGCAUAUUACCUGUCUGAAAAAGAGAGAGAAUUGAUAGUUGUGCGAAAGCGACGCCAUAUCGGGCAUACGACGUCAGGAGACUUGCUCCAUAAGGAAGACGUGAUGAAGGCCCUCAAGGACUGGAAGGUGUGGAUGUUUGCCUUUGGCCAAUUUGGCGUCGACACCAUGCUCUAUGGGUAUUCGACCUUCCUGCCCACCAUCAUCAAGGGGCUGGGGAAAUGGUCCACCGCCGAGACGCAGGCACUCACUGUGCCAUGUUAUGCGUUGGGGGCAAUCACCUACUUGGUUGUCGCUUGGGCAUCCGAUAAAUUCCAACAUCGAGGCCUCGCCGUGGUUCCUUUCUGUGUGGUCAGCAUCAUCGGAUAUGCCAUUCUGAUUGCAGAUGUGAGCCCCGGGGUCCAUUAUUUCGGCUGCUUCAUGGUAGCAAUAGGGCUCUACGUCUCAGUUGGGAUCCCUCUUGCGUGGUUGCCGUCAAAUCAACCUCGGUAUGGCAAACGGACAACUGCAAGCGGUAUUCAACUUACUAUCGGAAAUGCGGCCGGUAUAAUGGCUCCUUUUCUCUAUAAAACCAAUGAGGCUCCUCGAUAUGUCCGCGGGCAUGCAGUGUCACUGUCGAUGGUUGCCAUGGCCGGUUUAAUAUACACCUCGAUGGGAGUCUAUUUCUUUGGCCGGAACAAGAGUCGCCGAGACGGGCAGGAAGAUUCAAAGAUGGCUGGGAAGACAGAGGAAGAGAUUGCGGAAACGGGUGACGAAAACCCACGGUACAUGUUUACGUACUGA
Molecule: messenger RNA, 1530 nt
Organism: Cladophialophora psammophila CBS 110553
Lineage: Eukaryota; Fungi; Ascomycota; Eurotiomycetes; Chaetothyriales; Herpotrichiellaceae
Exons: 6
Coding region: 1-1530 (509 amino acids)
Biological process (GO): transmembrane transport
Cellular component (GO): membrane
Molecular function (GO): transmembrane transporter activity
Source: RefSeq, a predicted model, not a curated record